AUGUGGAUCCCGACACCCAGCAUGACUCUCCCUCAGCGGAUGGUGCUGUACGGGACGUGUGUUGUGGCGUUGAUGAACUCUGUGGGCCUUCUGGUGCUCUUGGUCCAGCAGAAUCAGCAACAUGCCAGGCUGGAGCAGACAGAGGUGAGGCUGACAGAUGUGGAGCAAAGCUCGGUGGUGGAGUUCCUCCAGGAGGUGCCCGGGAGAGCGGCGGGUAUUCGAGCAAACGUUGGGGAACAGCAGCCGCAAUACCAGUACCAAUACCAGUACUCCAGGAACAAGAGGAGUGAAAAAAAGUUGGAGCAGGAGCUUCACCACGAGCCUCACCAGGAAGACGGACAGGAGCUCUAUCAGCAAGAGGUCAGCCAGGAGGUGGGAGAGGACACAGAGAAGAAGAUGAAGCAUGAGCUGAAGCACAAGCACCGACACAGCCAUAGUUACCACAAGGCGCAUGUGCAGGAUGACAUGAUGACGAUGAUGACUUACUCCAUGGUCCCGAUCAAAUUGUUGAUCGACAUUUGCAACAGCACCAAGGGAGUCUGCAUAGCCGGACCCCCGGGACCGCCUGGUUUGCCUGGUGCUGACGGUUUGCCCGGCCACAAUGGGACGGAUGGCCUCCCAGGAAUGAAUGGACCACCCGGGGCUGAUGGGAAAAGAGGAAAAAAAGGGCCACCAGGUGAAACAGGAGAACCUGGCGAAAAAGGAGAGCAAGGAGAGCCAGGGCCUCCCGGAGAGAAGGGACAACCAUCCAAUGAUGUCAUUAUUGAGGGUCAUGCUGGUCCUCCAGGACCUCCUGGGCCCAUGGGCCCUCCUGGACCUCCAGGGCCUCAAGGGCCUCCCAGAACAAGGCAUCACAGAGCCCACCUUCAGGCUGCUCAGACCCUGGGGACGUUACACGCAAUUCCAAAUGAUGAAAAUUCAUCUCCAAAGGAAGCGGUGAAACUGCAUGAGAAGCCCACUAAGAAGAACGAGUGCCUGAUUAAGUCUCUGAUCAACCCAAGGAAUGUGACGAAGAUGGAGAGCACCUUCGGCACGUGGAUGAAAGACACCGCUCAGCUGAACGAUGAGCGCAUAUGGGUGGCAGAGCACUUUUCUGGACGCGUGGUGAAGGAGUAUGCAAGCAUUGCCUCCUUCGAGAACAACAGCAGUGACGUUGUGGAUGUCAGAAAGUUCUAUUAUGGCUGCGGCCACACUGUUCACAACGGUUCUUUCUAUUAUCAUAUGGCUGGUAGUUCCAGCAUCGCCAGAUUUGACUUUCACACCAGGAAGCUUCACACCCUGAGUAUAGACAACGCCUUGCACCACAGCCUCGCUUAUCUGCUCUACAACUCCAAGACUUACUUUAAAUUCGCAGCGGAUGAGAAUGGCUUGUGGCUGAUCUUCGCCUCCAGUGUGGACGAUAGCAUCACGGUGGCCCAGCUGGACCAGAAGACCUUCUCCGUCACGUCCUACAUAAACACCACCUACCCACGCACCAAGGCUGGCAACGCCUUCAUUGCCUGUGGUGUCCUGUAUGUAACUGACACCAAGGACACCAGAGUCACCUUUGCUUUUGACCUGCUUAAAGGGAAGCCGGUCAAUGUGACCUUUGACCUGAGGUCUCCAGGUGGCGUGCUGGCAAUGCUCUCCUACAGCCCGAAGGACAGACACCUGUAUGUGUGGGACCAAAGCUAUGUCAGGCUCUACGUGGUCCACUUCAUCAAUGAUGAAUGACAAACAGCCUGAGGAUGACACACACACCUGCUGACUACAACUACUAAUCACUCCAUCUUUGAAAACUGGUCAUAUUUAGGUGUCCAAAAGAUACGUACACACCAGUGUCAGCUUUAUCCUCCUGUCAGGUGUUGUAGUCAGUUGUGAAAAAUUAGAUUCA
This is a messenger RNA of Seriola dumerili (greater amberjack), 1873 nucleotides long. It is a transcript of the gene gldn, whose product is annotated as gliomedin. Gene Ontology annotation, biological process: signal transduction. The record is from RefSeq and is a predicted model, not a curated record. The transcript is spliced from 10 exons. Gene Ontology annotation, cellular component: cell surface. NCBI's taxonomy places the organism in Eukaryota, Metazoa, Chordata, Actinopteri, Carangiformes, Carangidae. Bases 1 to 1713 code for a protein of 570 amino acids.